Hansenula ciferrii is the source of this 399-nucleotide messenger RNA. RefSeq names its product mitochondrial 54S ribosomal protein uL14m (gene MRPL38). Bases 1 to 399 code for a protein of 132 amino acids. Gene Ontology annotation, molecular function: large ribosomal subunit rRNA binding; structural constituent of ribosome. Gene Ontology annotation, cellular component: ribosome; mitochondrial large ribosomal subunit. The transcript has a single exon. NCBI's taxonomy places the organism in Eukaryota, Fungi, Ascomycota, Saccharomycetes, Phaffomycetales, Wickerhamomycetaceae. The record is from RefSeq and is a predicted model, not a curated record. Gene Ontology annotation, biological process: translation.
AUGCUUUAUUUAAAAUCCAUGCUAAAAGUCAUAGACAACUCAGGUGGUCUAAUGGCUGAAUGUAUUAAAGUUUUACGUAAAUCUCCAAAAAAUUAUGCUUCAGUUGGUGAUAAAAUUGUUGUUGUUGUUCAAAAAGCAAGACCUGCAACUUCUAUGAUUACUGGUGCUUCUGCUUCAAAUAGAGUUAAAAAAGGUGAUAUUGUUCAUGCCGUAGUGGUAAGAACCAAACAAAAUGUUAUUAGACCUGAUGGUUCAGUUAUGAAAUUUGAUGAUAAUGCUUGUGUCUUGUUGAAUAAAAAUAAUGAACCUUUAGGUACAAGAAUUUCUUCAGUUGUUUCAAGACAAUUAAAAGAUAAAGGUUAUAAUAAGAUCAUUUCAUUAGCUCCAAAAGCUGUAUAA